AUGGAAGCUGCGGGGCUCAUGGAUGACUUCCCUUGCCUGGUUGUUCGAGGUAUUUGCGACUAUGCCGACUCACACAAAAACAAAGAAUGGCAAGGAUAUGCGGCAGUGGCAGCUGUAGCCUACGCUAAAGAACUUGUCUCAGUGGCUCCGAUUGGCCAAAUGAAAAUUACUCCAACAGCACGGAGCAGUCUUUCAGAUCCUGACUGGUCAGAUGGUGAUAUUGAGUCAUGCGGGGUAUUUGAUGACUUGGGAGAUCUUCACCGGCACCAGAUCAAGCUGAAGGCGGUAGAACGGAUGUACCGGCGAGCACUGGCAGGCUAUAAGAAGGCCCUCGGUCCAGACCAUACAUCGAAUUGA
This is a messenger RNA of Penicillium brevicompactum, 357 nucleotides long. Its product is annotated as tetratricopeptide repeat protein. The record is from RefSeq and is a predicted model, not a curated record. Gene Ontology annotation, biological process: nucleoside metabolic process. Lineage: Eukaryota; Fungi; Ascomycota; Eurotiomycetes; Eurotiales; Aspergillaceae. The transcript is spliced from 2 exons. The coding region runs from base 1 to 357 and encodes 118 amino acids. Gene Ontology annotation, molecular function: protein binding; catalytic activity.